UGAAAUACAGAAAAAUGAGUGACGAAGAAAAAAGACCGAAUAGUCCCUCUGGAUCAGAAGACAAAAAGAGCAGAAAACGGCAUGUCUCACCGCAGCCUGUACCAAUUCCUGGAGCUCAAGAAUCGAAAAAUACUCCAUCGCUUCCACCAUGGGUGGCUGGAGGAUCACCAGCAAAGUUUGUCAGUCAUGAAGAAUUGAUGAAAAUGACAAAUGAAUUAGAAAAUAUGGAGUUGGUUCAUGAAAUUGCAAUCGAUCCUAAUUUUCAAAUUCCCGAUAAACCAACAAAUGCAAUUCAACGAUGUGUUCAAGAAUCAAUGCACAAGGCCUACUACAAUCAGCUACGCCGGGAUCUUGCCAAAGAUCCUCCUGAACUGGAGUACUGUUUCAGUUUUCUGAUGGAAGUCAAAACUAUGAUUCUGGAUGACAUUUUAACUGCCCAACAUACACGUUUAAAAGCUGAAAUCAACUCGAUGCUUGACGAAACUGCUCUACGUGGCAAGUUAGACCAAGGCCAGCUUGAUAUCAAGAAAGUGAUGAAAUAUAUUGUUGACUUAUGCUCAAGACUGUGCUCUCCAGCCCGAGAUGUGAAAGUUGCCGAAUUAAGGACCAGAACUGACGUUAUUGAUAUUUUCGAAGGAACGAUGGAUCUUCUGGAGCUAAUGAAAAAUGAUUUAACCAACUAUCAAAUAUCACAGAACCGUGCGGCCAUCGAGGAAUACUCAUCAAAACACGAAUAUGACAUGUUUCAGAAAUUUCUGAUUGAGAAUCCGAACGGAUGUUAUUUUGCCAGACAGUGGCUGAAAGCUGCAUAUGACGAGUUGUUUGAGAAAAAAUUAGAUGCUGAAGGAGAGGAGACAUCAGUGAAAAAAGAGAGAAAAAAUGAAGAUACAGAUACAGUCUUAAUUGAUACUACAAGUCGAGGUUAUACUAAGUUAAUUCAAGUCAAUGAAUAUGAUGGAUUUCCGGAAACUUUGAAAAUCGACAAAAUCAAGAUUGAAUUGCUUGCGGAAAAGUUUUUGCAAAUUGUUAUGUGUGCAUCAUCUGUAUUCGUCACAUGCAAUGUAGCAGGGAAACAAAUUUCUGAAAGUGCAGAUUUCAAGAAAACAUUAAAAGAUCAUUUGAUUGUAAUCACAAAUAAUACAGACGAAGAACGAAUAAAAUCCGAUCUCGAGAAAAUCGGUGAGCAAUGUGUGAAAGAGGCAGUCGACACGUCGAAGAAGCUGAAUAUCGAAUGGAAUACUGAAAGCUCAACAUCUAUUCGAAACCAAAUCAACGCACUGAUCAGCUCAGAUAAUCCUAUCAGAAAGCUGGUUCAUACCAGAGUUUCCACAUUUGUUGAAGAAAUGCUCCGAAGUCCAACUUCUGUUCCACAUCGCCUACUUCCAGGUCUUUCUGUGAUUCAAUCUGAAUUGUGUGCUUUCACAUCGAAAUUCCUUCGUCUCUGUGUCCACAACCGGAAGACAUUUUACGCGAUGUAUUCCAACCUCAUCCAGGAGUUUCAAGGACAUACUCCUUCGACGCAUGCAAUCUAUCGUGCUGAUAGUCCCUCUUCUAUGCCUGGUCCUAGCACAUCUGCCUAAUUCACAGAACAAAAAAUCUGAAAUAUUUGCCACUUGUUAUUACUGUAAAGUUCCAAAUUCCGAUCUUCAAUAUGCUUUGUGACAUAAUCUCAUGCUUCUGAUGGUUAUCAUUUAUAUAUGUCAGCAUUAAUUAUUUGGUUUCAUAUAUAUGUUCAAUUAUUUACAUGAAUUGGUGAGUGAGU
Molecule: messenger RNA, 1762 nt
Organism: Caenorhabditis elegans
Lineage: Eukaryota; Metazoa; Nematoda; Chromadorea; Rhabditida; Rhabditidae
Gene: M05D6.2
Product: T-complex protein 11-like protein 1
Exons: 7
Coding region: 15-1580 (521 amino acids)
Source: RefSeq, marked reviewed